Molecule: messenger RNA, 2424 nt
Organism: Vanderwaltozyma polyspora DSM 70294
Lineage: Eukaryota; Fungi; Ascomycota; Saccharomycetes; Saccharomycetales; Saccharomycetaceae
Gene: NOP14
Product: snoRNA-binding rRNA-processing protein NOP14
Exons: 1
Coding region: 1-2424 (807 amino acids)
Biological process (GO): maturation of SSU-rRNA
Cellular component (GO): small-subunit processome; Noc4p-Nop14p complex; nucleolus
Source: RefSeq, a predicted model, not a curated record
AUGGCUGGGUCUCAGUUGAAGAAUUUGAAGGCGGCUUUAAAGGCUCAUGGUUUGACAGGCCAAAGCAAUAUCAAAAAGAAUAAGAAAAAUUCAAAGAGACAAGCUAAAGAGUAUGAUCGUGAAGAAAAGGCUAAAAUCUUGGCCAAGAUUAGAGAGGAUUUCAAUCCCUUUGAAGUUAAGGCAUCCAAAAACAAGAAGAACAAUAUGGUUAAGAAUGAGAAAGAUAAAAUGGUUGCAGUAGGGAAACCAGGUAUCUCUAAACAGAUUGGUGAAGAGCAGAGAAAGGUUGCUUUGGAGAUGAAGAAUUCGACAAAGAACAGAACUGGUGCCUUUAUGGAUAAACGUUUUGGUGAAAAGAACAAGCACAUGACUGAAGAAGAAAAAAUGUUGGAACGUUUCACUAAGGAAAGACAGGCACAAUCAAAGAAGAAGCAAAACCUUUUCAAUCUAGAUGAAGAUGAAGAUGAAGGUUUUGGUAAUGAUAUGUUUGGUAAUAGUUUGACACAUAUGGGUAAAUCUUUAGGAUUUGACAGCGGUGAUUUAGGUGUUGGUUCAGAUAAUGACGGUGAUGGUUUGAAGCGUUCCCUUGAUGGAGGUGCCCUGGGUGAUGAUUUGGGCCCAGCAAGAAAGAAGACUAAAGCAGAGGUAAUGAAAGAAGUUAUUGCUAAAUCCAAGUUCUAUAAGCAUGAAAGACAGAAGGCCCAUGAAAAAAUGGAGGUUCAAAUUGAUGAUCUGGAUGAUAACUUUGACGAUAUUAUGUCGGAAUUAAGAGGUGUUCAAGUUGAAAAGAAGGACAAUAAUGAAGAGAAGCCUACUGUCGAUAAAGACUAUGAUGUUAAAGUGAAGGAAUUGCUCAUGGAAAAAAGAGCUGUCCCAACUGAUAGAACAAAGACUGAAGAAGAAAUUCUAACUGAACAAGAAAUUCAAAAGAAGAAACUAGAACAACAAAGAUUAGAUAGAAUGAAUGGUAUAGUCGAAAAUGAGGAAGGUGAAGAAAGAGGUGUUGAAGAUUUAGAUAACGACUUCUGGGGAAGUGAGGAAGAAGAUGAAAUGGGUGAAGAUAAUGAAUCCAUCGCCGACUCAGAUGAUGAUAUCAAGUUUGAAAAUGAUAGCGAUGAAGAAGGUCAUAAAUCGGUUUCGACAACGUGUCCAUCAUCUCAUAAACAACUAUUGUUACAUUUCGAUAAAUUCAAGUUAGAAGAACAGCCAAAACUUAUUAGGAAAAUUGUCAAAGCAACUCAACCGAAACUAGCAGAAGGUAAUAAGGAAAGAUUAGGUAGAUUCACAGGAAUAUUAUUGAGACACAUCUUAUUUUUAGCUGAUCAAAACUAUUCUAAAGAUAUUGCGACAUUCAAGGAAGUACAAAAUUCAUUAAUUUCGGUUUUGAAAACAUUAUCUGAAAAAUACAACAGAGAUCUAUCUGAGACUUGUCGUGAGAUAACCACAGAGAUACAUGAAAGAUUUAAAUCUAGAAGUAUGACAAAGAUCAAAAUUUCUGAUUUAAUAUUCUUUAGCAUAAUUGGUAUGAUUUAUUCAACAUCUGAUCAAUACCAUCUUGUUGUGACACCUUGUUCUGUUGUAAUGGCAGAAAUGUUAGAACAACUUAAGUUCAAUUCAAUUGAUAGAUUACUAUUUGGUGCCACUUUAUCAAAAAUCAUUUUGAAAUACCAACGUCUUUCUAAGAGAUUGGUUCCAGAGUUAUUAUAUUUUGUUGAGAAGGCAUUGACUUCAUUGCUUCCAGAACAUGAAAACAUACAAAUUAGAGUUGACUCAAAUGAAUUAGCUUUACCUAAUGAUACUAAAUUAGAUGGAUUCAUUUCUGAAUCUAUACAACUUCAUAGAAUAUUUGAAGAAAAUAGAAGUGAAGAGUCAAAUGCUGAAUUGCAGAAGACUUUGUUACUAAAUCUAUUGGGCACAAUUAAUAUGGCUAUUACUGAUAUUUGGAAGAAUUUUUCAGCAUAUCAAGAGUUAAUGUUAAGUUUGACCCCAAUUUUGGAGUGUUACGUUGAACAAUUCCCAGAACUAACGUUAUCAUCUCAAAUCUUGGACAAAAUAAAGAAAUUAUCCAAAUUCAAUGAACAUCUUCCAUUGACUCUACAAGACCACAAACCAGCAUCGAUCCCAUCACAUGCUCCUAAAUUCGAAGAAAGUUUCAACCCAGACAAGAAGUCUUACGAUCCAGAUAGAACAAGAAGUGAAAUCAACAAGAUGAAGGCACAAGUGAAGAAAGAACGUAAGUUCAUGUUGAAAGAAAUGCGUAAAGAUACCAGAUUCGAAGCAAGACAAAGAAUCAACCAACAAAAGAAGAGCUCAGAAGAAUACCACGCCAAGAUGGCUCGUAUUAUCAAUACCAUCAGUACUGAAGAAGGUGCUGAAAAGAACAAAUACGAAAGAGAGAAGAAACUUCGUAAUUCCAAGAAAUAA